AAUUUUUACUACUAUAACUAAUAUUGAAGCAUAUAAAGAAAUGUUUAUUUCAUUUUUUAAUUAUAUUGAAAUAUUAACAUCUCAAAAACUUCAAUUUCAACAUAUUCAUAAUACUGGAUUAGGUUGUAUUGUUGUUGAUUUAGAUUUGGCUCAAGCAAAAGGUUUAGGAAAAGCUUUAAAAACAAUUAAUCCUUCAAAAAAAAAAAAGAACAUUUGGAAUAUAUUAUUAAAUCAUAAUUCUACUCUAUUUGAUACUAAUAUUGUUGAAACAGCAUAUGCAUCUAUAAAUAGAGAAGGAACAAAAUUAAAACUUAGAGUAGCAAUUAUAAA
Molecule: messenger RNA, 330 nt
Organism: Racocetra persica
Lineage: Eukaryota; Fungi; Glomeromycota; Glomeromycetes; Diversisporales; Gigasporaceae
Source: the annotation of a GenBank genome assembly